Notechis scutatus (mainland tiger snake) is the source of this 1220-nucleotide messenger RNA. Lineage: Eukaryota; Metazoa; Chordata; Lepidosauria; Squamata; Elapidae. The record is from RefSeq and is a predicted model, not a curated record.
AUGGGUUCCAGUUUGGGAGCUAGGAACACUCUGGAGAUCUUGCUGGGGGAAUUGUCCAAGGACUUCUUGACUCGCCCCCUAACACGGAAUGAAGCCUGUCUUGUUCUACUACGUGUGGCCGUCUUUGGCGCCAGCACCUACUUCGGUAUAAAGUGGGUCUCGGAUGCCCUAGACCCUGCCCAGAAGCAACGAAUGCAGUUGAAGAAAAGAGCAGAAGACCUGAUGAAGCAGAUUGGAAUAGAAAAGCUGAAGCUGACGGAGCACGAGAUGAACAUUGUUGCUCAUUUGGUGGUUCCCAGGGACAUAAAGGUCACUUGGAACGAUGUUGCAGGCUUAGACGAGCUGGUCAGUGAACUUCGAGACGCCGUAAUCUUACCUUUGCAACAGACACGCUUGUUCGAGCACUCCAAGCUCUGCCAGCCCCCAAAAGGUGUCUUACUGUAUGGACCUCCAGGAUGUGGCAAGACUCUUCUUGCCAAAGCCAUGGCCCAAGCAUCCAACUGCAGGUUCAUCAACCUUCAAGCACCCACCUUGAUGGACAAAUGGUAUGGAGAAUCACAGAAACUUACAGCAGCCGUUUUUUCUCUGGCCAUCAAAAUCCAACCCUGCAUAAUUUUCAUCGAUGAAAUAGAUGCCUUUCUUAGGAACCGUUCCAGAACUGACCAUGAAGCCACAGCUAUGAUGAAAGCAGAAUUCAUGAGCCUUUGGGAUGGGCUGCAGACAGCGUCUGACUGCCAGGUGAUGGUGCUGGGAGCCACCAACAGGCCUCAAGAUGUGGAUCCAGCCAUCCUGAGAAGAAUGCCAACCGCUUUUCAUAUUGCACUUCCUGUGAGUAGACCUGACUUCUCUUCCCACAAACCUUGUUCCCCAUCCAUCCACACUGUUGGAUGGUAAGGCCUCACAUCCAAUAUGGACUUUGCAAGAUCCAGCCAGUCAAACCGUUAGGUUCUUUGGGGAAAAUGAACCUGGAAUCAGAAAGUUUUUGGCAGGGAGGCCUAGAUGCCACUCCCAAAAAAUAAUUGCCGAAUCAGAGAAAACAACGUAUAGAACAUUUCAUAUUUAAAUGCCUCCAGCACAGAUAAGAAAGUAGGAAAAAGAGACAGCCAGGUUAGUGCAGUGGUGGCUUAGGCAACGAAGCCAGCUGGCUGACUUGACCCAGUCCUUCUGUCUCAGUCCCAGGUAGGGGGCAACAAUGGCAAACCACUUCGGAAAUAUUGAUA